Molecule: messenger RNA, 1875 nt
Organism: Rhodofomes roseus
Lineage: Eukaryota; Fungi; Basidiomycota; Agaricomycetes; Polyporales; Fomitopsidaceae
Exons: 7
Coding region: 1-1875 (624 amino acids)
Molecular function (GO): zinc ion binding
Source: RefSeq, a predicted model, not a curated record
AUGGGACACGAUCAAUCUCACCCAAAAGCCAAUGGUCAUGGUCUCUCGCUUGACAGCAUCCUGGAUGGCGACCACGACAACCUAGAGCCUUCGGUGUCCAAAGACGAAGCUCCAGAGGAGGAAACUAUUGAGGGCGUGGUCGCUCAAGGGUUCUGUGUUGAGUGUGAAGACCAGCCUGCACAGCUUUUCUGCGAGACGUGUAACGACGAAUUCUGUGAAGUCUGUUUCGCUGCGCAACAUCGCAAAGGAACCCGGAAACGUCAUGCGACUAAACCUUUGAAAAAUGCGCGGAGAGACAAGAAAGCCAAACUAGACGAGGGUGCGUCAGGCGAGACGGCGGUUCCAGCGCCGGGUACGCAGGCCUCGAAUGGGGAUGCAAUGCAUGUCGAUGACGAAUCCGAUGACGAGCCGGACAGCUCUUCAACAGCGGCCGCCGGGGAGAAGAGUACCGUCGCGGAUGAGUCCACGGUUGGCGAGUGGUUCGUCGACCGGGCGAAGUUCGUUCCCAUGCGUCUGACCCUCGGCGAGCGCAAGUAUCUCCGGCUGCUAGAAGCCGCCCUCAACGUGUCAGAGUACACCGACAAGAUUGAUACCCUUGGCGGCGGCCUCUCGAAGGCGAAGCGAAUCGUACACCAAAUCCGCGAGCUGUGCGCGAUCAUGUCCGGGCUCGUCCUGUCGGCAGACUACAAGCAGGGCCAGGAGCUCUUCCAAGACCGUGACUUCGCAGCGAACGAGGAGUUCUACCAGCAGAUCUUUGAGUUGGGCCGUCGCCAUAAAAUCAUGAGCCCAGACAAGAUGCGCUCCACAUACGGUAAACUGAUGUAUCUCCUGCAGGACAGUCAAACACCCGAAGUCAGAGAUCUCCUCGGUUUUACGUGUGUCCAGCCUAUUAAGACUGUGUACGCCAUCCUCGAAGAGCACGACGCAUUGGACAUCCUGCGUGACGACCUCAUUGCGACCGCAACGAAAGAGAUAUACUCGGAGGACCGUUCAAGACGAGAAAUCCAGAAGGACAUCAAGUCGAAGGAACGCGCCAUCGAGUCACUCUCGGCCAAGUACGUCCGCGAAGGUCUCAGCCAGGAGCAGAUCCGCCAGUGCCUAUACAGCAUCGGCGACAACCAUGCGUUCCUGCGCGUCAACCGCGAUCCGUGCGACAAGAUGAUCUCAUACCUCAAAAAGUACUUCAGCCCGAACAGCGCGAAGGACUCGAAGAGCAGCCUGGCGAUCAGGAGCGGCAAGGGCGGGGCUCGUCUCACGCACGACCAUUCGAAGCAGUAUGCCUAUGUUAUACAAAGUCUGACGCUCUGGCGUGAAGUCCUGCAUGAUAUGUUCCAUCUCUGGUCCCUUGCCGAGCAGGACCUGCUAUCAGAAAACGCAUCAUACCGCCUGCGUGACACUGGUCAGGGCCUGAACCGCGUCCAAGCCGCGCCCAAGACGUCCCGCAUGAUGCAUGUCAUUCUCAAUCGCGCGCAGAAGAGCAUUGGAUCGUGGGUCGGCUCGUCUGUCAUCCAUAUGGGUGACCACAACGUGCCCAAUGCGCUCAUGUUCAUUGACAAAUAUUCACAAAUCUACCGCAUCCUGCUCCCUAUCUGCAACGCCCUCCAGCAACUCCCCAAAGUCGCCGAGAAUAGCCCCGCGCUCCGAUCAUACUUCGACGACGAGUUCGGCGGCGUGGACAACUGCUGCAAAGAGAUCCUGGGCGACUUCUUCCGCCACGGGUUCGACGGCUCGGGUGCGGGCAACUACUUCGAUGCUGGCUCGUGCAUCGACGGCCGGCUUACGAGUGCGUGGAAUUGGUGUUCGGAGCUGGAGAAGAAGCGCUUCUUCCCCGUGUUCUUGCUUACCGGUUUCAUUGGUUUCGACGGAGAGUGGUAA